AAGAAAGAUUUCUCAUUCAACAAAUGUUGAUGCAAUGGAGUUAGCUAUUCAGGAUUUAAAACAGUCUGAAUAUUGGAGUAAUGAAAGAUUUUCAAAGUUGAAAAAGUAUAUAGAGACUUAUUGGUUAACGAUUAUUGAGCGUUGGGUUUGGGCAUACCGUCUAAACGGUCUACUAGUGAAUUUAAACACAAAUAAUGGAGUCGAAAGACAAAAUAAAUCAUUUAAAUAUUCUUAUCUCCAACAAUUUAAUAGUUCUUCAUUAACUGGAAUGCUAACUAUCUUAAUUGAAGAGUUUUUUCCAGAUAAAUACCAAAGCUAUAUUGAAAAAAACUUUAAAAUGGAUUCUAGGUAUCGUCGUUAUGCAAAGAUAAUAUCAAGUUUCCUAAUAAAUCGACCUCGUGAAAUGGUUACACAUUGCCUUAAAAAAAUCAGUCUUGCUGAAAGCUUUGAUUUAGGUAAGGUAUCAAUGAUAAAUCAUGGUAUAUUCUCCAUUAAAGGUGUUACAGUAAACUACCAAAUUGAUUUUGGAAAUGAUAGUAAUAUGCCGAACUGCACAUGCUCUUCAUGGCGUUUAUCUUGUUAUCCAUGCAAGCAUUUUUUUGCAAUUUUUAGAAAGUUCCCACUCUGGCAAUGUGAUGCAUUACCACUUAUAUAUCGCAAUUCACCAUUACUAACAUUAGACAAUGAAGAAAUUCAUUUUCAAAAUGAGGAAGUUACAUCUAAAAAAGACAAAUGUGACACUAAUUUUACCGAUUCUAAAAAGAUAGUAGAAUCAGAAGAAAUAAAUGAAGAAAACAUUUGUAGUAAAUAG
Hydra vulgaris (swiftwater hydra) is the source of this 811-nucleotide messenger RNA. The record is from RefSeq and is a predicted model, not a curated record. Lineage: Eukaryota; Metazoa; Cnidaria; Hydrozoa; Anthoathecata; Hydridae.